Molecule: messenger RNA, 1060 nt
Organism: Trachymyrmex septentrionalis
Lineage: Eukaryota; Metazoa; Arthropoda; Insecta; Hymenoptera; Formicidae
Gene: Gnpnat
Product: probable glucosamine 6-phosphate N-acetyltransferase
Exons: 6
Coding region: 275-844 (189 amino acids)
Biological process (GO): UDP-N-acetylglucosamine biosynthetic process
Cellular component (GO): endoplasmic reticulum-Golgi intermediate compartment; endoplasmic reticulum; Golgi apparatus
Molecular function (GO): glucosamine 6-phosphate N-acetyltransferase activity; monosaccharide binding
Source: RefSeq, a predicted model, not a curated record
CGAGACUGUCCACUUCAAAAAUAUGACUGAAAUAGCCAAUCAUAGCUAUUUCUCAAAAGAAUGAAACGACUGUGAUUGGUGCAAUCAGUGUUCGCACACCAACACACAACAAUGUCGAGAGGAGCUGGAGGAGCUGAGAGAAGUGACAGGCAGUGAACAGCAUGGUGGAAUCCUUCUACUAUGAGUGAACAAGCACGUACAGGCACACAGUCACACAGUGCAGGCACUGACAAGUGACAGGUUAACUUGUGAGCCGCGGAAGAGUGCGAAAAACAUGAGCAGAUCGCAGGAAAAAUCUGUCGAAGAGGAUGAAAUUAAUCUUUUCAAUCCCACUAUAUUGGAUAGAUUGCCGAUAUCGCACAUUGCUGGGUUACUUAUCAGACCGCUAAAGAGUACAGAUUAUGACAAAGGUUUUUUAGUUCUUCUAUCACAAUUGACAGAUGUUGGAAAUGUCACUAAGGAACAAUUCUUAAAUAGAUUCUAUAGUAUGAAGACCGCUAGUGGUUACUAUGUUGUCGUCAUCGAGGAUGUAAAUUCUGGAAAAGUGAUAGCAUGCGCGUCUUUAGUCGUAGAGCAGAAAUUUAUUCAUAAUUGUAGCUUGCGAGGACGCCUGGAAGACGUAGUGGUUAACAACAAUUACAGAGGGAAAUCAUUGGGAAAAUUAAUAGUUUCGAUCGUAGUACAAUUAGCUCGUUAUUUUCGUUGUUAUAAAUUAUCCUUGGACUGCGUAGAUCGUUUGGUACCAUUUUACGAGAACAUAGGCUUCAAGCGGGAAACUAACAAUGCCAAUUAUCUCAAUAUGCGCUUCCAUAGUGAAAAUGCCACUGAACAGUCUCAUUUAUAGUAACUGAUACAUUGUACUUGACUUUAUCUGUACCGGCGAUCACUUGAUUACAAUACUUACUUGUUCAGUAUAGCAUACAUAUAAACUGAAAAACUGAAAUAUUACAACCUGAAUUACAUUAAGUUCAAAGAGAUAUUUGGAUAUUCCUUGUAAUUUGUUCUCUCUAUGAAGAGAAUCUCAUUACUAAAAAAAUUUACGAAGAAAUUGAUAUGCUUU